AUGAAGGUUCGGAAGUUAACCGUGUGCCAUACAUGCAGAGCGAGGAAACUAGGGUGUGAUGGGAAACGCCCAGCAUGCUCUCAGUGCACAGGAACGAAGAUCAAAUGUGGAGGAUAUCAAUAUGAUCUCGUCUUUGUACCGUCCUCGCUAUCCAUAGGGCCAUCGACAAAGUCCAAGGUGCGGAAGGAUGGGAAAGCCGGAAAGAAGCGAGACGAGUGUACAAAGCACCAAAACCUAGUUUCUACGGACAGGCUCGACGAAACGACUCAAGCAGCCAGGCCAGUAGCGAGAUAUGAGACGGCUGUAGUGUGGCCGUCGCUGGCGUGGCCCUUUCAAGAUAUCAUCUCCCUAGUUGUGCAGAACUUUUCACCAGCCAUGAUUCCCAGCACUUCAGCUUUCUUGAACUGGGAUGUGGAUAUUUUCCCUCGAGUUUGCGGAGCAUGGAUUGAGCUUCUGCCUGUGUUGUCAAUGACUCGGCGGUAUGAGAUGACUCUGUCUUCAUCCGUCAAGGCCCUGGGCGUCUCCAUCUUGUCUAGAGGCCGCAACGGAAUAGCGCCGAUUUCAGAUGCUCUAGCUGCACACUGCUCCGCACUGAACUCGCUUCAUGACAGUCUGCAUAACAUAGAUACGUCCAAUUCUGACGCCUUGGCGGUAGCCAUCAUGUGCCUAAUGAUCUCGGAAAUGAUAUUGCCAACUUCCAUCUCUAGUGGCACCGCUCAUGCCUCUGGCUUAAGCGACCUGAUUCAGCUGCAUAGUCCAGAGGCAUACUCAUCCGGGCCGUCCCAUAGGGUAUUCAUUGGCCUUCGUCCCGCUAUUAUUAUCCAUGCAAUUCGGAAAAAACAGCCCACAUUUCUCGCUGCGCCCGAGUGGAGGACGAAGCCAUUUCAAUAUGUCAAGGCAAACUCAUUCCACGCUCUUAUGACGGAGGCGACUGCGCUUCCUUCCAUUCUGGUUGACAUCGACGAUUUAAAAUACGGCUCACCCGGCUCAAACUCACCUUUUCUCGUGUUUCAGGCACUCAAAGAUCUUCUCAACGCCCUGAUUACUUGGAACAUUACAUUCCAAAGCCUUGAUAAUAAGCCGUCAUUCCGUAUUCUCAACAAAGGCGCAGAAAGACCAUGCUUAUGGUUUCCCGAUAUCACUUCAGCGAAUUCGAUGACACACUACUGGGCUUUCUGGAUAAUGUGCAUCGUAUAUAUCAGGAAGCUGAGAGAUGACUAUCCUGAACUUCGAGACGACGACUUUUUAAUCAACGGCGAGACUCCGGAGAGUCCCAUUGUUACAGAAAUGGCGAUUCAAAUGUCGGCUUGGAUAUUCCAAAGCAUCGAGUACUUGGUGCAAGAAGAGAUGAGGCUGUUUGGAGCAAUAUCCACAACACUACCAACCAGAAUAGCCUACCAAUUCCUCCGAUUCAACCAUUUUUACGACUACGAGUUGAUUUCUUGGUGCGAGGGAUUGAUUGACGGCAUCAGGAAUAAGGGCUACGACUAUAUUGCUGAGUACAUAGUAGAUGACGAUGGAGUAUAA
This is a messenger RNA of Trichoderma gamsii, 1527 nucleotides long. RefSeq lists its product as hypothetical. Bases 1 to 1527 code for a protein of 508 amino acids. Gene Ontology annotation, biological process: regulation of DNA-templated transcription. The transcript has 4 exons. The record is from RefSeq and is a predicted model, not a curated record. Gene Ontology annotation, molecular function: zinc ion binding; DNA-binding transcription factor activity, RNA polymerase II-specific. NCBI's taxonomy places the organism in Eukaryota, Fungi, Ascomycota, Sordariomycetes, Hypocreales, Hypocreaceae.